AUGGCUGUAUGCUAUAUCGAAUACUAUGAAUUGAGACAGAAAUCCUACAGGUCUUUAUUAUAUUUAAAAUAGUAUAAAUUUAUGCUUUUUUUAUGAAUUAAAAUUUAGUCUAUAAUAUUGAAAUGAUAUAACUAUUAUAACUUUUAUUGUUUAUUUUGUUUACCAGAAUGGAUGCUAGAAUAGCUGACAGUAUAAUAUUAACAUAAGCAACAGAAUUUAUAUGGAAACAGAAAGGGACUUUGACAAUAUUCACAGGUCAUGUGUCUGAUAUACAAGUUUGAACAUCAUACGUGAUGAAUUUAAUAGUUUUUUUUAUAACUAAACGCACUGAUAUUGAGUGAACGAUUUAGAAUAAUAGAAUUUCAUAUCAAAACUAUCAAAUACAUUGGAAUUCAUAUACAUCUACUCAAAAGCAUAGAGGAAAUAUUAUAGUUUUAACUUAUGGAGCUAUUCUAUAAAUUAAAAGUUUUAACAAUUAAAAUUAAUUAUUAUAAAUUAUAUGUUAUACUGAGAAAAGAGAAAUCAGUAUUCAAUAAAAAAAACCAUAAGCAUAGAAAACAAUUAUAAAAAUGUAUUUAAUAUUGUACCACUGUGGAGUUGUAUCCAUACAUUACAGACCAAUGAAGUGGCUGUGUUAAUGUUGAGAUUCAUAUGAUAAAAAUGUUUUAUGGAUGCUGAUUAUAGUGUUAAUACCUAUAGACAUAUUCACUUUAAUAUUCAAUUUAUUUAAGUCAGAGGACAUUCUAAAUGCUUGGACUACUUCUCAAGCUUUCUCAUCUAUGGUCUAAAUCGCACAAGUUAUGGGCUUGCUCAACUGGUGCUGAAGUUUGUGUACAUUCUAAUUACAAGAGUUUUGCUGAAAAACAAUGCAUUUUUUAAAAAGUAAAUAAAAUUAUGAAACUUCUAAAACACAUUUAUGUCAUUGAUUCAAUGUUCUAAUGUGAUGUGUUUUAGGACAAUGGUUGCAAUUAAUGACAAUAGAGAAAAUUUAAUGAUUUGGUCGGACAAAUGUUGUUUUUUUUUGAGUUAUUCAAUUGAUGGAGUUAUAGAUCAUUUGACAAUCACAUCUUUAACAGUAAGUAUUGAAAUUAUUAUCUUUCAAUCAAAUUUACAAAUGCUUUGGCCCUUGCUUCAGUAUACAAAGUGAAAAGAGUAUACAGAAUUUCUAGAACCUUGCUAAGAUUCCUCUAUUUUGAAAUUAUAAUUUAUAAUUCCAAGUAAACUGGGGAUUAUAUAUGUUUUACUAUAAUUUUUUUUUUAUUCUGUGUAGAAAAUUUCUCCUAAAAAUCUUUCCCUGGUAAAAACAUAGCAAAAGACCUAUCUUGAUGCAAUUUGUUUUAUUUUUUUGGUAAAUAAAGAAGCUUAUUUUUUGAAAUUCUUAUCAAUAUCAGAUUAAUAACCAAUUACUGGUUAUUAAGAUUAAUCAAGUGUGAAACAUACUAAAAGGUUAGUGUCUAGGUUGUCAUUAGCCACCGAUUUUCUUUAUUUUUUUUCAGGAUAUUGUUUUAUUAUUUUAAAUCUUUUAUCUUUUAAAUAUUAAUACUAAAAAUUUGAAAUUUGAUUGUUUGUUUGUGUUUCUUUUUAUACAGUCCAAUAUUUGUAGCAAUGAAAUUUUUAAAAAAAAUAAUCAAUUUUGUUUUUAAAUUCAAAGACAAUUGUUGUGUAUACAUGUUGACUCCUACUGCUUGCAAAGAAAAUACCCGUUGCGAAAGUUGGAAUCAAAUAUUUAGGCUUCUUACCUAACCUAAUCAAAUCUAACCCUUUUUUAGUCAUUUUAUUUUUUAAUUAUUUUAUUUUUUAAUUUAAACUUAAUACAUAAAUAUAGACAAAAAUAUUAUUAUUUCUGUGAGCUUAAACUGAAGAGUAUAAGUAAACUUUUAUCGCCGUUUAUUUUAUGUAGUGAUAAAUAACAGUUAUAGCAUAGUGUCAAAAAUAACAUAAACUCACAUUUUAAACAAAACUUUGUUUUCUAAAUAGGUACAUUAUUUUAUGAAAAAAUAACUUGUACUAAAAAUUUUUUUAGACAUACGAGUAUAAUUAGAAUUAAUUAAUAUGUUACUACCAAUUGAAAUAAAUUCUUUGAUUUGAAUUAUUUAAGAUGAUUAAAAUGUGGAAUUUAUAAUUAAAAAUUGAGUCUGGCCAAUAUGCAAUAAAUUAAAAUUUGAUUGUAAAAAAAUGAUUUAAAGUAUUAUGUUGGCACAAAUAUGAUUUUCUUUCAGGGAAACAUGGUAAAGUUAGUGAAUUUAAAAAAGUAGCAACUCUGAAUUUAAAUUAAUGUAAACGUCAAGAAAUGAAUUACUGAAAAUUAACAAUUCAUCAUUAUUAAAGUUUUGUAACAUUUACAUUUUGUUUCAACAUAUAUUUAUAAAAUGGCUAUCUUAGAUUGGUAAAAAAAAAAUUAUUAAAACAAAUUAUAUGCUAUUAGUUUAUUAGAUAUAAAGAAAAUAUAAAUUUUAGGAAUUAUAUUGUAAAAAUUCAGUAAUUAUUACAAGAAAUAAAAAAUUAAAAAAUAUGAAUACUACCCAAAAUAUUUCUAGAAUUUCUGAUAUUUUUAUUAUUACUUGUUAAUAAUAUUUUAUGUAUACUAAAUAACCUACCUAUAAAUUAGAAAUUAUACUACCAUAUAUUCCUGGUUGUUGGGUAGAUGAGAGGGCUGAAGGAAAUCUAAGACUAUUGUUCUAAAUAUUUUAUAAUUUUUUUAAUAUUUUAUUUGCGUUAUAUUUGAAUGUGAUAUUUAACCAAUCCACCCCCUCCCCACCAUCUAUUAAAAAAAAAAAUCCUUUUGCAGUUUUUUGUCGGUUAUUGUAUCACUGUGCCAAUAUUAUACAUAUCAACUAGAAAUUUACUAUUUUGACUCAGUUCAUUUUAAGUAGGUUAAAGUUGACUCUCUUUUUUUUUAUUAUUAUCAUUUAAUAUUUUAGCUGUUUUUAGUUGCUAUGCUUGCUAUCAUACUUUGUAUAAUUUUGUAUGGGCACGUAUUGUUUGCAUUUCAAAUUGCACAAAAACAUUUUGUAAUUGGGUAUAUAUUUUCAUAGUAUUUUUCUGUUAUGAAUAUAAUUACAUCUGAUUUAUGAAUUGACAAAAAAACCUUAUUAAUUUCGAAAUUAUGUUUAUGUAUGUAUUUAACCACAAGCAUUUAUAUUUGGUAGAAGUUAAUAGGUAUCCCUCUAAAGAAAACUAGAGGUCUAUUUAUGAUGCUUAAUUUUUCUAAAAAAAAAUGUAUUAAGGUAAAAUUUUUUAAAUAAAAAUUAUAUAAUAGUAUAAAAAAUAAAAUAUUAUUUUUAUAUGUUUUUUCAGAAUAGAACUUCAGACAAAUAUUCAAGAAACUCAGUCAGUGAUUCGAUUUGA
This is a messenger RNA of Cinara cedri, 3348 nucleotides long. The record is from the annotation of a GenBank genome assembly. NCBI's taxonomy places the organism in Eukaryota, Metazoa, Arthropoda, Insecta, Hemiptera, Aphididae.